AUAUUCGGAGAGCUUCGUCGGAGCGGGAUUCGCGGCUGUUGUCGCUCUUCUCGGGUGUUUGUGGAUCCAGCGUCGAACGUAUCUUUUUGUGCAUGUGCGUUAGUUUGCUUUUAGCAGAGCGUAAUGUAGAGGUGUAAUAAUUCACGCCCCCUCGAUUCGACGGCACAAAGCGAAUCGAGGUGCCGUGGUCCUUUUAUGUGUGUGCAUGUGUGCUUGCGUGCGUACGUGUAUGCUAAUACCACGACUCGCGUGCCAAGGCCUCGGCAAGGCGCUGAGCGACCUCUCUGCUUCCUACAACAGGGAACGAGAGACCAGGGAGCGACUUCAUAACGUGGCUCUGGAGCUUGAAGAGGAACGCACUUGCAGUGCAACUCUGCACACUCAAAUCGCUAUGGGGGUCCGAGCUCUGACUGAGCUGCAGUCGUCACAAGAGCAGCUGCUGGGUCAGGUGCAAGAAACCGAGCACAGGGAGGCGAGGACUGCAGGGAAGCUGGAGUGCGCGCUGGCAGAGCUGCGUGCCGCAGCUGCUGAACGCACAGACUUGGCCAAGGCGUGCGACGACUUGCGCAAAGCGUCCGAUUUGAAGGCGGAACAAAUCGCCACCUUGGAAAGGAAGGCCAAGAGGUAUGUGGUCGUUAGCCGGGAGCUGGAACAAGAGAAUCGCCAGCUUUGCAAGGACCUCCAGGACUACUCCAAAAAGGAUCGCACGGAGGUGAGCAUACUCCAGAAACGACUCGAGGACUCUUGUGCAGAAGCCCAAAGGUGGAAGAACGACUAUGAAUUGCUGCAGGCCAGGGUCGCACCCUUCCAGUUGCAGCUGGAGCUUUAUGACGUUGAGAGGCGCCACCUGGCAGAGAGAAACCAGGCUACCGAAUCGGAGCUGUCCAAGUUGCACCACAAGUUCUCUGAGCUGAUGGGUCACCAGAACCACAAGCAGAAGAUCCACUACCUCACCAAAGUCACCGAAGAACGGCAGCAUUACCAGGCGGGGGUCCUCAAACUGCAGGAGCAAAACCUCAAGCAGAUGAAGCUGAUCCAAAAGCUGGAGCUUGAAGUCAAACGUUGCUCUCUCAAGCCCCCUCUUGCUUCUCAUAAGGAAAACCUGUUUCCGUGAACUGCGCACUGAUCCGAUUUCGCAUACACCUGUCGCUGCUCCUAUUGUAAGCAUGCAGCCUUCAAGCCAAUUGGACUGGUAUUUAUUAUACCAGGAUUUUUACUGUCAUUUUAUUUUUAGAUUAUAUAUGUGAAUUUUUAAACGUGCAGAAUAAAAAGUAUAAGAAAACAUGGUA
Ixodes scapularis (black-legged tick) is the source of this 1289-nucleotide messenger RNA. RefSeq names its product hyaluronan-mediated motility receptor-like. The record is from RefSeq and is a predicted model, not a curated record. Gene Ontology annotation, molecular function: hyaluronic acid binding. NCBI's taxonomy places the organism in Eukaryota, Metazoa, Arthropoda, Arachnida, Ixodida, Ixodidae. The transcript is spliced from 5 exons. Bases 206 to 1114 code for a protein of 302 amino acids.